This is a messenger RNA of Rhinolophus ferrumequinum (greater horseshoe bat), 2382 nucleotides long. RefSeq names its product cilia and flagella associated protein 126 (gene CFAP126). Gene Ontology annotation, cellular component: ciliary basal body. NCBI's taxonomy places the organism in Eukaryota, Metazoa, Chordata, Mammalia, Chiroptera, Rhinolophidae. Bases 29 to 598 code for a protein of 189 amino acids. The record is from RefSeq and is a predicted model, not a curated record. The transcript is spliced from 5 exons. Gene Ontology annotation, biological process: cilium organization.
CAAAGGUAAACAGCAGAGCGGCAGGAUUAUGGCCACUAACUACAGUGCCAACCAGUACGAGAAAGCUUUCUCACCCAGGUUUCUGCAGAACUGGUCUCCCGCCAAGCCGACAAAACAGGGCAUCUCUUCCCACGAAGGCUACACUCAGAUUAUCGCCAAUGAUCGUGGUCACCUGCUGCCUUCAGUGCCCCGUUCCAAGGCAAACCCUUGGGGUUCCUUCAUGGGCACGUGGCAGAUGCCUCUGAAAGUGCCCCCUGCUCGGGCGACCCUGACUGCCCGUACAGCUGCUGGCGCUGCCUCCCUCACCAGAUGGAUAGAGAAAAAUCCUGAGUUAUUGAAGGCCUCCAAUGGACUGCGCCCUGAAAUCACUGGCAAGCCGCAUGGUCCAGACAGUCAGAAGAAACCCAGGAAGUCUGCACAGCAAGCACCAAGCCCGCCGGCCCCACUUCUAAACGCCCCAGGCUCAAACCUCAACUCCCCGGAUCAGCUGCGCAGCCCACACCCCUCUGCGGGUCACACUCCAUCCAGGUCUCGGAAGCCACAUGUCCUAACACCCCCGGAAGCCCUCACGCUAGCACACGGGCAGGUCCGAAUCUAGCUGAGGCCCAGAAAUACGAACCUGGGAUUCCAGAAGGGACCGAGGGACCACACUGAGGAGACCUGUCUGGAGGUUGAGGGAAGUUAGCAAGAGCCCCCAUCAGGGAAAUUAUGGGGUGGGAAUAAAGGCAAAUUUGGAAAAUAAAAAUCGCUUGUUGAAUCUUUCACUGCUUUGGUUUUUUUCCCUCCCGCUAUGGCUGCCCCUUCUGACCCAUAACCUGGAAGAGGGCUAGGGAAACAGCAGGGAGAAGAGGCAGAGGCUUGGGGAGGGACACGUUUUUACAAGGCCUGAGUCAGUUGUAAGUUACACUGCAGACACGACCAAGAGGACGUCGGUCUGAAUCACCCUCACCCUCAUUUCUCCUCCUGAGCGCACACACCACCACCAAGGGCACAGGUGCAGUCGUCAGCUGAGCACCUGCUGUGUUUGGACCAGGUGGGGAAGGCAAGGUCCAGAAAGCCAGAGCUGAAGACACUGUCCUGUCUCAGACAUCAUGUCCGAUGACAGAGCACACAGGGAAAACAGUUACAAAAGAAAAACUCAAGCAGAAGCACAAAUAAUAGUUUGAAAACUAAAGAUGUACAGAGUGAUUGGAAGACACAGACGAAAAACAGUGAGGAGAAGGUAAGUAGACAUUUAGGACAGAAUACAAACGUGAGGACCACUCUGCCACUCCCGGCCCCAAUCACCCGAAUGCUGAGAAGCCACCAAAACGGGCAACAAGUGCCCUGUCCCCUCCCAGCCUCUGACUCCUGCUCAGCAGCGCCCUCAUCCUGCAUCUUCCUGCCACUGGCAGUGACACGCAGGGCCCUUGCCCAAGGUUCCCAGCCCCAAUGCCAAAGGGUCCCCUCGCGAACACUGGUCCCUCACCCCAAGGACAAGCACAGAGGACACAUGGUUUGGGCCUGAGGACGCCCACCAAGACGGCCCAGGGCCAGUCGAGCAAAAGGGGAGACUGACCAUCACUUGGAGCCUGAGACCCUGGGACCUGGGACCCCUGCGUCACAUGGAAGGUCUCCUCUGCAAUGGAAACCAAUGAUGUCGCUGCGACUCCUCUCCACCCACAGCUUGAACUGCUGGGCCACCAAUGGAGUGGCAGACAAGACAGUUCUGUCACCCAGACUUUCCAGACACUGUCAACACACCACUGCUGCCGAGGGAGUUGAGGACCCAAAAGCCUGGCCUUUAUGGAUAAAAGCAGCAAGCUUCCCCACUGUAAAUGUCUGCCAGGUUUUCACAAUCCCUGCUUUUUCAAUCUCUCCUCUCUCUGCUAAUCUGCAUCCUUAGCUCAUGGUCCCUUAGCUUUCACCUGCGCCAGUCCUCUGGCUCCCUCACUGGAUCACAGCUGGCUGAGCUGUACCACGGUGCUUAGAACCAGCUCUUUGUGGGGUCUGGAUCCUUUCACAGCCCACAAGCGCUCCAGGCUCUUACUUCCUGCGCUCACUCCUUCCUGUUCUGAGGCUUCCACGUGAUAGUAAAUCCUUGCUACUUGCAUCUGACACCCUGAAAAUUUUCCCAUUUGUAGAAUAAACCAUUUCUCUCCUGAGAAAGGUCCAAAUGGGGGAGAAAAUACCUGAGACCAGAGGGAGGGGCAACUGGCUUCUCUCAACCGCCACGCUCGGUCCCUCCAGGUUUCAAGGCGAGUCAAAGACAAAAUGAUCAUUUUAAUUGUUUCAGAAAAAGAUGUCACAUGAAUUUGGGUUAGAAAACAUGACAAUAAGAGGCUUAUUUUUCUGGAAAUGCAAGGAGAAUGAACAACUCUCAAUGUUAAUUUCUGCAUCUCC